CUGAACGCACGCGGACCCGGGUCUCCAGCUGAGACAGACGGACACCAGGACACCUUCUGGGGUUGUUAACUCUCGUGUGGACAGACAUGAAGAGGACUGGGACAGAGUGAGGCUUUUGCACGCGGAUAGAGUGGAUACAAAGCGGUUUGGAGGAGGACGCGCUGCUCGAGCGCAGUCUCGCGGACUUUGGAUAACUUUGUUUUUUUAUCAAGAGAUUAAGAGCUGACACCAUGCUGCCUUACUUCCUGCUCUUCUUCCUCUCAUCUGGUCUGGUGUCAUCCUCCGACUGCCCGGCCGACUGUUCCUGCCAGGGACAGGACUCCAUAUUCUGCAUUCAGCGGCGCUCCAGCGUCGUGCCUCGUGUCCCCACCACCACGCAAAAUCUAUACAUUUUCCAGAACGGCAUCAACACUUUGACCCAAGACGACUUCAAAGGCCUGGGGGAGUUAGAGUUGCUGGAUCUGAGCCAGAAUGAGCUGGCAGAGAUUCCAGAUGGUGUGUUUGAGAUGCUGUCAAAGCUGAAGAACUUAGACCUGUCCUCUAACCACAUUGCCCACAUUUCCAAAGACAGUUUUUCUGGGUUGGUCCAGCUGGAGAGGCUGUAUCUCCACGCAAACCGCAUUCAGAGCAUCCAUUCGGAAGCUUUUGAAGGUUUGGAGAUGCUACUGGAACUUAAGCUCCAAGGAAACCAGCUCACCUCUCUGCCAUCCCUUAGUUUCCUGAGACUUCUGCUUCUAGACCUCAGCUACAACAACAUCCCAACCCUGGGACCCUCAGACCUUCAGACUCCCCACUUGGAGGCCCUUAAGGUGGCCUCGCUGGGGCUUACUGCUGUGGAUGAGGGUCUCAUAGCUUCUCUGGGGAACCUCCAUGAGCUUGACAUCUCCACAAACCAGUUAACUGAGGUGCCCCAGGCCCUGAAGCAGGACUCCCUCAAGGGGCUGAUCAAGCUCAGCCUGGCUACCAACCCAUUGGGCGAGCUCAGGGUGGAGGACUUCCAGAAACUGAGUGGGCUUCAAGAACUGGAUCUCAGUGGACUUAAUCUCCAGGGAUUUUCCCAGAGUUUCUUCCAGACCUUCCCAAGGUUGAUGCACCUGACUGCAGCUGAGAACCCAUUUAACUGCUUGUGUCCAUUAGCCUGGUUCCCAGUUUGGCUAAAGGAUAAGGAUGUGAAUCUCGGUAGGCCUGAGGAAACCAGAUGUCACUUCCCUCUAGUUAAUGCUGGGAAAAUGCUUUCAGCGCUCGAGCACAAAGAUUUUGGGUGUCAACCUACCACAACAGUGCUGAUUGGCUUCCCCAUUGGAAGUACUCCGGUUCCCCAGAUUCCCACCACAUCUCCAGAGACCAUCCAUACCAACGCUAUUCCCCCUCCUCCUCCUCCACCCAGUGAGGCAACCGUCUCCUCAAAGACGGUCAGCGCCCUUUCACCAGGACCUCCAGUCUCCCCAAGCUCCACCAGCAGGGAUCUAGGUGAGCACAUCUGCCCACCAAACAUCUGCCUCAAUGGGGGCACUUGUAAUUUUGAUCCGCUGGGUCAACUCAGCUGUCUGUGUCCGUCGGGAACCUCUGGCCUCUACUGUGAAAAUGUGGAUGAUGUUCCUGAGACACCGAAGCCUUCAGCAGCAGAGGUUUUGCUGGCUGCCCCUGCGGUGCCGGCUGAGCUUGAUGCUAUCAGCUCUCGGCAGGUGACCUCCACUUCCAUCCUUCUUGACCUGCACCGCUUCAUCGAGACACGGCCACACAUCCGUGGCAUCAGGUUGACCUACCGUAACCUCUCAGGGCCUGACCGCCGCCCCAUUAUCCUGAGUGUACCGGCAUCCUACCCCGAGUACACUUUGCGUGGGUUGAGACCCAACUGUACCUACUCUGUCUGUGCCAGCCCCCUGGGUGAAAGAGUCAACUCAAGGGCCAACAGCUCUGUAGAAACAGGGUCGUGUACGGAGGCUCGCACCGAAGGGCUUCCCCUGUCGUCCUCGGAGUCCAGGGUGGAGACACAGAGCCCGCUGACGUACACGCUCAUCCUCGCCAUGGCUGCACUGGCACUGGUGAUGGGUUUGGCCGUGGUAGCUGGCGCAAUUAUCUGUGUCCGAAGGAGGAGGCAGUCCAAGGCAGGAAUGGAGCUGGAGCUGGGCCCGGCAGAUCCUGAUCCCAUGGAGCUGGAGGGGAUAAAGGCCUGCCUGGAGAAUGGGGGAAAUAGUACAUUACCCCACAAACAGCCUGAGAUUGACCGCUGUCACACUUCUCAGCCGCCUCCAUCUUUGCAACAGAAUGGGGGUUUGGACUAUGAAUUCCCCUUGAUGCAAGGACACUGUCCAUCAAAUAACAAUCUAUCAUCCUUAAAGCCAUCUUAUUUCUAAGAUGCAAUGAACUGCAAACACUUGUAACGACAUUGGAGGCAGUGAGCUCAUCCGGAUUUGAGAAAUCCUGCUAUGGUGGUUAAAAUUACAAUUUUCAUUCCAAUAUCAGAUAUCCACAAGUUGAAAAGUGGCACUUACUAUCCUUUGGUUGACUGGAUCAUCUAUUUUAGAGACACUGAAUGAUUACAGGAUAUUUGAAAUGUGCUGAACCACUGUGGGACCGUGAUCAGGAUGGUUUAAAGUCAUCGAGAUGGUGGUGAAACCUAAACAAGUGAUUAAACUAAGUGCAAUCGACUAGAAGGGUCUUAGUAGCUGACUGAAAACGGAAGUGCCUUUUUUUGCAUUGACACAUCUGUAACCAGUGGCUCUUUGUUUUCUAUCUGUGUUUGUUUAAAAGAAACUAUGUGAAUAUGGUGAAAUCCUUUUGCUGGAUUUGGGAGGUACCGUCUGGAGAAAAAGGGCCCCAUCAGCGUUUGGGCUACCGAACCAGAGGAAGUGGUUUAAAUGAAACCAGUGAUGCAGAUGUGAGACGACCACACGAUUCAGUAUUAAAAAUGGGUUUUUCAACCAACUCCAACGGCUCCGUGGGGACUACAACGAGAACUUGCACAGUGUGGGACACUGUUCACAAACUGCCGCAAGACUGAUGAUGGUCACAUAAAGAAAUGCAAUAACUUUGCAGAUAGGUUGACGACAGUAAAAGCUGUCUGAAUAUGUUUCUGUUGACAUUAUUUAAUCUGAAAGUCUUCACAGUUGGAUUCUUCAGUGUCAACAGAUCCACCAUCAUGCUCUCCACACAUCCCGAAGCUUUUGGUUGGAGAUGAAUCUGCUGUGAAAGAAAAGAAGGACUGAAGGAAUGGACUCUGCCUGUACUGUUCUGUGCCGUGACGGGAAAGCUGUUUUGUGUAGCUUAUAUUAUGAUAUUCUGUUUUUGUCAUGUGUUUAUUUUGUGUUUUUGUUGAUGAUGUCCAUUCAGUAUUUAGCUGUGGCUGCGAGUUGAACCAUUAUUAAUUAUUCUCACUUGGAAAAAAAGUCAGCUUGAGGCUCCGAUCACUCCGAGACGCGUCGCCGGCAAAACCGUUGUUUUUCUUUCGGUUCGGUGCGGCGUGCAAAAAAGUUUAAAUAUCUUCAACUUGACCAACGCAGCCAAUCACAUCUAGCAAGAGGCGGGCUUUACUACUUUACAGCCUACUUCCUGGUUUGAUGCCGGUACAUGUGGUAGGAACGGACAAAGUCAAAUACGGACGACAGGUUGAUAUUGUCAUUGACAUGACUGAAGCUCACCUUAUUAUUCAAACACUCAUCUGAGAACACAUGCAUGGCGUUGUGUGAGCAGCCAGGUGGAUCCGUCUGGACUUGAAUUCAUUAGUCCCCGUUAAUUAUGUUUGUUCGCCUGGUUGUGCACGCACCCCCACUCCACAACGCUCACCAUCUGUUUCUGUCAAGAGGCGUUUUAUGAAACGUCCGUUGCGACGCGUCUCGGUGCGAUCAGCCGCUAAGUCACCGUGGAUCUUUUAGUUUACUAUUUGCAUUUUAGGUGACAUAGAGCUGAAUCUUCCCGGAGCUACUUGUAGUGAGUGCAGAGUAAACACAAGCUUAAAACCAGCAACAAUCAAAUAUCGCAGUCAUCUCUACAUCAUGCACAGAAGGAUUUAGUAUUCUGUUUCCCAAAGUGUGUCUGAGGAACUCACUAAGUUUAUUUUCUCUGCCAGCGCUCCACAAGGACAAACCACAGACUGUUCCUUCACAGCCAAACCUCACAAAGUUGUGUUCAAAGACCUUUUUUUUGCCACAGAAACCACUCCUAUAAAGCAGCACACGCGUGCCGAGAAAAGAAAGUGAGUUCAAAGAGCUCGAGAGAGGUUUGCUGUGAGCUUUAGGCUGCAGACCCAACUGUUGAUCCAGACAUCUUUACCCCUCCAGUGUGUUCUGGUCAACACGGACUAUUGGUGUGUGUUUAUGUGUCUGGAGACUGUUUUGCUUGUUUGCAGCCAACCAGACGGUGAAAUGCACCGUUCUGGUUUAUUUGUUCCCUCUUUUCUUUCUCGUCUGGGUGUUGUUCGUCUUUCUUUCUUACGUCUUAGCUAUCUUAGCAAUGUGCCUUAGCCACAUUGGUGCAGAGCCUUACUGAUAUCUCGUAGUGGCCAAUUACACGCUGAUGUGUAUUUCAAGAACAUUUGGCCUCGCAUGACAAAGUUUUAACAAAAAGUCCUUCCUUCCUUAUCAGUUACAGUAACAGCAAAAAGCCUGGCGACUGGGUUCCAUCUGUUCAGGUGUUUGUUAAUCGAGUCCAUGCACUUCACUCCAGCACUGUCCAAAAUCAACUUCUCCACUUUCUUCACUCUGUCAGUAUUCCACUAUAAACACAGACACAGAUGCUCGAUAUAUCAACUGGAAGAGAGGCAGGAAAUGUUUGAAAUCUUUUUCAAAGUGUGUGAAAACCUUCCCUGAUUGUUGAGGGGGAGCCUUUCUCUUUGUUCUUUUUGUAUUGUUUUGUGUUUGUCGUUUACGUCAAUUAUAAUGUUGUGUGUCUGCCAGAGAAGGCAGUGCUGAGAGAACAACAACAGUAUUAAAAUGUUGAGUUUGAGUCUCUGCUCUUUCAUAACGGUGCAGUAAUGUUUCCUUGUGGAUUUGAGGAAUGCGGUCCCAUCGGAGGCUGCGAGUGAGUUGUGAAUGCUGUCGCAGAGAAACGCAGAAAAGAUUUCCAGCAACAACAGAAGCCGAUUACACAGCCUGUAUCUCUCAGUACCUCAUUACACACACACACACACACACACACACUAAACUCAACCACAACAGGAUCACUGUGUGACGUUGAGCUCAUUUAAGCUAAUAGCCAGGAACAGACGCCAGUGGAAAAUAUUACUAAACAACACACAGUUAGACAUUACAGAGCUCUGCUGCUUUUAUCGGCUGGUUUCUUGCUGACUCAGCAUCUUGACAUCUUGCACAAAGUAAACAAAGGAACAGCGAAAGGAUGAACGUCCACACUUACACUGACAGCAUUUUGUAAAUCUUUACAAGCAGGGGAACGUUUUGAUUAUUGAUUCAGCUUUAAACAAACAGGCAGUCCUGGUUCAGGGUCACUGAUCGGUCUCCAAGGCUAACAAACGGAAACAUUAGUGACUUCACCGUCCAGGUAUGUCUGACCUCAACCGCCAGUCCACACUGGAGACGUCCAAGACGUGGAGGAUCAUUUAUUAAAUGGGUGUUUUGAUAUGUGUUGAACUCACAUGAAUAAUGACUACAUAUCAUUUAAGAGUCUUAAACUCUUCUCUGUGGUCAAAAGAAAGUGACUGUUGUUAGUUUGUUAAGGUGACAACACGUUCAGAGGGGCUGUAAAGUGUUAGCGCUCGCUGGGAAGAGAUCGGACGCAGACGAUGGCUGGUUAGUUAGCUAGUUAGCUUGUUAGCUUGUCCUCCU
Anarrhichthys ocellatus (wolf-eel) is the source of this 5780-nucleotide messenger RNA. Its product is annotated as vasorin-like. NCBI's taxonomy places the organism in Eukaryota, Metazoa, Chordata, Actinopteri, Perciformes, Anarhichadidae. The transcript is spliced from 2 exons. Gene Ontology annotation, molecular function: protein binding. The record is from RefSeq and is a predicted model, not a curated record. Bases 231 to 2357 code for a protein of 708 amino acids.